AUGUAUGUGGUUUGUGGGUUUGUUGUCAAAGCGAAGAAGUUGUUCGAUGAAACGCCUGAGAGAAACUCCGUCACCUGGAACGCUUUGAUCACUGGUGUAAUGAAAUGUAGGGAGUUGGAGCUCGCUCGUUCUCUCUUUGAAGUGAUGCAGACUAAGAAUAACAUUUCGUGGACUGGUCUCAUUGAUGGGUAUGCGAGGUUGAAUCGACCGAAAGAAGCUAUAUUUUGUUUCAGAGAAUGGUUUUGGAUGAAAGCAUUAAACCAACCCAAAAAAACGAUUUUGGCGGUUCUCCCAGCAAUUUGGAAUCUUAGGGCUCUUGAGCUUUGCCAAUCUGUUCAUGCUUAUGGAGAGAGAAGUGGGUUCAAUGCAUCUGAUAUUCGUGUAAUGAAUUGCCUUAUAGAUACUUAUGCGAAAUGUGGUUGUGCAGAGAGUGCAUUAAGACUUUUCGAGGAUGUGUCUCCAGAGAGGAGGAAUUUGGUGUCAUGGACCUCAAUAAUUUCUUGGCUUGCAAUGCAUGGGAUGGCAAAAGAAGCUGUGGAAAAUUUUAGAAGAAUGGAGAAUGCUUGUGUGAUGCCGAAUAGUGUGACAUUUUUUAGUGCUCUAAAUGCUUGCAGCCAUAGUGGGUUGGUCAAAGAGGGGCUUGCGUUUUUCAGGAAGAUGCUUAAUGAGUAUCAACUUGUACCAAAUAUUAAGCACUAUGGCUGCUUAAUAGACAUGUUGGGAAGGGCCGGGAGGUUUGAGGAAGCAGAAAAGAUGGCUUUGGAGAUUCCUCCUGAGAUGGCCAAUGUUGUGAUUUGGAGGACGCUUCUGGGUGCUUGUAGUUUCCAUGGUAAUGUUGAGAUGAGAGAAAGAGUUACAUGGAAGAUACUAGAGAUGGAAAGGGGAUAUGGUGGUGACUAUGUGCUUUUGUCCAACAUCUUUGCCGGUGUUGGUAGGUUUGCAGAUUCGGACAAGGAGAGUGAUGGAUGA
Messenger RNA from Cornus florida, 969 nucleotides. RefSeq names its product pentatricopeptide repeat-containing protein At1g09220, mitochondrial-like. The transcript has 2 exons. The coding region runs from base 1 to 969 and encodes 322 amino acids. NCBI's taxonomy places the organism in Eukaryota, Viridiplantae, Streptophyta, Magnoliopsida, Cornales, Cornaceae. Gene Ontology annotation, molecular function: protein binding; RNA binding. Gene Ontology annotation, biological process: RNA modification. The record is from RefSeq and is a predicted model, not a curated record.